This is a messenger RNA of Lottia gigantea (owl limpet), 864 nucleotides long. RefSeq lists its product as hypothetical. The transcript has 3 exons. The record is from RefSeq and is a predicted model, not a curated record. NCBI's taxonomy places the organism in Eukaryota, Metazoa, Mollusca, Gastropoda, Lottiidae. The coding region runs from base 1 to 864 and encodes 287 amino acids. Gene Ontology annotation, biological process: protein ubiquitination; Notch signaling pathway.
AUGGACCCAACAGGAAGUGAAUUAGGUCAAGAUUCUUCUGAUGACCAUAGCAACAGAGGUAGGAAUGGAAGUAAUGGUAACCAUAGAGAUACAAGAGUGGAUAACCAUAGCAAUGGACGUUUGAGUGGAAGUGACAGUAACUAUAGAGAUUCACGACUGGAUAACCAUAGCAACAGGGAACUGCAAGAAAGUAAAGUUAAUGACGAAAAAGAGAAUAGGUCGAGAGAGGUUCAUCAGCCACAAAAAGAUGCCGAAAAGACUGAAAUAUGUGCCAUUUGUAUGGAUGACAUCACUGAUCUAAAGAAACUGGAUAAAUGUGGGCAUGUUUUCUGUCGAAAAUGCAUUGACAAAUCUUUUAAGCUGCACAAACCAGUUUGUCCGUCCUGUGGUACUGUUUAUGGAGUAACCAUUGGUAACAUGCCUGCUGGAACAAUGAAUGUUCAUAAAUCAUCAUUGAAUAUAGAAGGAUAUAAAAGAUUUGGUUCUUAUUGUAUAAAUUAUGAUUUUAAUUCCGGUAUACAAGGGUCUAAGCAUCCCAACGCUGGUGUAAGGUUCAAAGGAACAUCUCGUGUUGCUUAUUUACCAGCCAAUCCUGAAGGUAUCGAAGUCUGCAAGAUGUUGAAAGUGGCCUUCAGACGACGUUUGACUUUUACCAUAGGUCGGUCUACAACUACUGGUCAAGAAAAUGUAGUCACUUGGAAUGAUAUUCAUCAUAAAACAUCUAUGAAUGGAGGUCCUACUAAUUUUGGAUAUCCAGAUGCCACGUAUCUAUCGAGAAUCAAAGAAGAGCUGGCAAGUAAAGGAGUGACGCUUGCUGAUAUUGAUGGUGUUAAAGAUGGAGAUGAGAGUAUAACUGUAAAAUAA